Racocetra persica is the source of this 720-nucleotide messenger RNA. Lineage: Eukaryota; Fungi; Glomeromycota; Glomeromycetes; Diversisporales; Gigasporaceae. The record is from the annotation of a GenBank genome assembly.
AUACCAGACCCGCCACUGAAGGAGAAUUAAAAAAAUAUGCCUUUCUUAAAUCUCUACUAAACUUAAAACCAGAAAGAACAAAACCACCAGUGAAUGCUGAGUUACGGGUACAAUAUAAAGUUGUUAAGAGUGAUAAUGCAACUUAUACUUAUACGAUCACUAAUCGAGUUACCCCGGAUAGGGAGAAUGAAAAUCAAAAAUAUGUAAUCUCUGGUAUUGUUAAGGAUCUUACUAAUCGAACAGAAACUGACCACGAAUCACGAAUGAUGGGUCAUCUACAUGAAAUCGGCUACUUUCACGAUUCGAGAAGACCAACUAAUGAUGAAAUGCAUAUAGUAAAAUAUAACAAUGACCUUUAUAUUGACUCUAGUAAAAGUGGUAUCAUUUCACUUUUUAAAAAUACCAUCAAAUAUCUUUUUUUAAAUAACAUGGAAACGACUAAAGAACGAGUCAGAAAAUUAUUUCAAUACGCAGAAACAGUGAUUACUAUCAUUGAUGAGAAUCCAAAGGCAACUAUUCAAAAACUUGUUAAGAGUCCAAGUAUUGAAGAUUAUCCACAGGUAGCAAACAUAGUUAAUAAAUCACCAGAUGAAUUGAAUAUUAUGUUAUCAUUAUCUACUUUAUCUGAUCAAGUUAGCAUGGUAAAUCAGAACUUGGUAAAAGAUUUUGGUAAUAACAUGGUUAAAGGUAGUAUCAUUGAGCAACUUGAGCUUAAACUUA